UGCACAACUGCGAUAGCAGAGCUGACAUGGGGGUAUUGCCACAUGCACUGGUACUGCCAUACCCAGCACAAGGCCAUGUUAUCCCCCUCAUGGAACUCUCGCAUUGCUUGGUGGAUCGUGGCUUCAGAAUCACCUUUGUCAACACAGAGUUCAAUCAUGAUCGCGUUGUCGCCGCCUUACAGAUUGAUAGCACAAUGGAGCAGAUCAAUCUGGUUUCCGUCCCCGAUGGGUUGGACCAGGAAGAAGAUCGAAAUGAUCUCGGGAGGCUAACCGAAGGUCUCAUGAAGACUAUGCCGCUGUGUUUGGAGGAAUUGAUACGGAAGAGCAGUGAAGCAGGAGACCGGAUCACAUGCAUGAUAGUCGACGAGAGCAUGGCAUGGGCGCUUGAGAUUGCGAAGAAGAUGGGUCUUCGGCCGGCUGCGUUCUGGCCGGCGUCAGCCCAGCUGCUGGCCACACUGCUCAGAAUUCCGGAGUUGACCUCCAAAGGUGUCAUCGAUGCAGAGGGAGCAGCAACAAGGCAAGAGAUGUUCCAGCUCGGUCCCGGCAUGCCGCUCAUGAACACAGCUCACUUCGUCUGGAACUGUAUCGGCGAUCGUAGAACCCAACGAACACUGUUCAACUACAUACUCGACAACAAUCGAGCAAUCGAGAUUGCAGAGUUCGUCAUCUGCAACUCUUUCAAAGAGAUUGAAGAACCAGUGUUCGCCAGUGCUCCAAGAAUUCUCCCCGUAGGGCCAUUGCUCACAGGCCUGCGACCAGGGAGACCUGCAGGGCAUUUCUGGCCCGAGGAUACCACCUGCAUGUCCUGGCUCGAUGAGCAGCCGCCCAGCUCGGUCAUCUACGUUUCCUUCGGAAGCUUCACCAUCUUCGACCGCCGCAAGUUCCAAGAGCUCGCGCUGGGGCUCGAGGCGACCGGCCGCCCGUUCCUGUGGGUGGUCAGGGCUGACCUCACCGCCGCAUCCGAUGAUGCCUACCCACCUGGCUUCGAAACCCGUGUCGCGGGAAGGGGGAGGAUGGUAGCCUGGUCACCUCAACACAGAGUGUUGGCUCACCCAUCCGUAGGAUGCUUCCUGUCCCACUGCGGCUGGAACUCGACCAUGGAGGGUAUCAGCAAUGGAGUUCUUUUCCUGUGCUGGCCAUAUUUCGCAGACCAGUUCCUCAACGAAAGCUUCAUAUGUGAUGUGUGGAAGGUGGGUAUGAGGUUGAUGGCUGAUGAGAAUGGGAUAGUGAAACAGGAACGCAUCAAAUCGAAGGUGGAGGAGCUGCUGAGGGACGAGGAAAUGAGAUCAAAGGCAUUACUUCUGAAGGACAUAGCCCACAGAAACAUUAGCAGAGGAGGGUCUUCCUCUCAGAAUCUUCAAGCUUUUGUUGAUGCCAUGAAGACCUCAACGAAAGAAAGCCCGGAAAGCCUUCGAAUUUGA
Molecule: messenger RNA, 1421 nt
Organism: Musa acuminata AAA Group (dessert banana)
Lineage: Eukaryota; Viridiplantae; Streptophyta; Magnoliopsida; Zingiberales; Musaceae
Product: UDP-glycosyltransferase 83A1-like
Exons: 2
Coding region: 27-1421 (464 amino acids)
Molecular function (GO): UDP-glycosyltransferase activity
Source: RefSeq, a predicted model, not a curated record